AUGGUUGCGGGUAAGCCUGGCUUCACAGUAUGGUUUCUAGCCAUGGCGCGACAAGCCCAAUGGCUUACACUGCUAGCUCUAGUGCUUAGCAGGUGUUUAUAUUGUAUUUCAUUACAGGACUUCCAGAAUUUCAAGUCCCAUACCUACUGCGUGCAGCCCAAGUGCGGUUUGACCAACUUGGCCUGCCAUAACAGCGGAAACUUUAGCGCCCACUGCAAAUCGGGUGUGCGGGUCGUGCCGUUGGGCAAGUACAAGCCGACGAUCUUAAAUAUGAUUAACGAGUUUCGCAACACGUCGGCCCAUGGCUAUACACGCACACUCUUUCCGGCCGCUCGAAUGGUGCGCAUGAUCUGGUCCGAGGAGCUGAUGCAGUUCGCCGUCAUGGAUGUGAUCCGUUGCCUGCCCAGACCGAGGCCCUGCAUGUCCUCGCCGCACUAUCGCCCCAUCGGCUCCAUUUUCGAUCAGUUCAACUAUCCGGGCAGCAUCGACAUCCACACCAACAUAAAUAUAAUACGUACGCUGAUCGAGAGAUGGAUUGCAGACGCAUCGUAUGUGUCCAAAUCUUUGUCAAUGUACCUGACGCCUGCGCUGCCGAAACCGAGUGUGCGGCGACCCAUUCUACUAAUGUCCGAUCGGAACUCGCACGUAGGCUGCGCUGCCUUGAGAUUUACGAACGAGUACUAUCACCAUUUCCAUAUCAGCUGCGCCUUCUCCACAGACACCAUGCUGCAUAAGCCCAUCUAUAAGAUAGGCCCCAGUGCGGGCAGCAGCUGCCGGCGUCUGGAUAGAAAAUAUAAAAACCUAUGUGCGCCUGGCGAACGAUAUCCUUAUGUGCAUAAGGAGUGGGAAAGUGGCUCGAUUUUGCCAGAAGACUAGAUGCACAAAUGUUAAGCGAAAGAUAGGGAUUCUUUCUUCUCGUUACAACCGUUUGCAAUGCUCAUUAGCAUAUUGAACAAUAACACUAGGCGUCUGAUGCACUUCCUUCUAAGAUCAUAAUUUAAAUUCGUAUAUGUACUUAGUAGAUGUAGUGUGUAAGUUCUUGAAAUUGGAAAAUAUUGGAGAGUUUCAUGUUAAGUAAUUUUAGGUAGUGUAGGAUAUUCGCUGUCUCCUGCCAAUAAGCUAUUUUGCUGUUUUCCAAAAAUACAAUAAA
Scaptodrosophila lebanonensis is the source of this 1150-nucleotide messenger RNA. Its product is annotated as allergen Tab y 5.0101-like. The record is from RefSeq and is a predicted model, not a curated record. The transcript is spliced from 3 exons. Lineage: Eukaryota; Metazoa; Arthropoda; Insecta; Diptera; Drosophilidae. Bases 1 to 876 code for a protein of 291 amino acids.